AGUGUGUGUGUGUUGGAGCAGUAAUCGGAUCAAAAGAAUACUGGGACAAGCUCGAUUAUACCCACAGGUGUUUGACUACAAAUAGCAGAGGUCACAGGAAACUUCUAAAGAUGGACCGUGAUCUUGACCAUAAAGCCUGGAUGUCGCUCCGCCUGUCUCGUGUACUGGACGAUAUUGGCGCCAACCGCCAGGUGGUAAAAAAAAGGCGGGAAACCUUCCUGUUGCGAGAGGCUGUAGACACCAUAAGAAUAAAAUUACUUGGUUCAAACGUUACGUGUUUCCAUUUCGGCAGCCAGUCAGAGGGAUCUACAACGUUAGGGAUGAAUUCUGAUAUUGAUCUGCUUUUAUGCGAUAAUGACACCAACAUCAUGUCUAACUGGUUAGACUGGGAGGCCGGGAUGCAGAACUUUCUAAUGGUGAAGGAGGAAUCAACUCCGCCACAACACUACUGGCUACAGUGGAUCAGACCAGACUCUCCAGAACCUGUCAGAUAUAACGGACAGAAAAAUUGCUUACCACAUAUAGAUGGACGAGUGUUUGUAAGUAAUAAAAUAUGGCAAGAUGAAGGUAAACGGGUAUAUGGAAAUGAAUUCAUAUGUAGUGGUCCUUCAGUAAGUUUCUCUGAAGAAUGGGACUUUGUUAAUGCUUUCAAAUGUGAAGUUAUGCCUCCGGAAGUUGACCGAUGGUUUCACCGUCCCAGGCAUGGACAUUGGCCUACACCGGAAGUGAUGCAGGCUGCACGGGAAUGCUCUUGUUUUCUUGUGCCUGAUGGACAUUUUGAGAGUCUGAAUGAAAAUAUUGAAUGGCGAUUAUCACCAAGCCAAAUAGAAAGGAUUCUUGUUUUUAGUUUUACAACAGUGCAGUUAAAAUGCUAUGUUGUCUUGAAAAUGAUAAAAAAAUAUAUAAUGGAACAAUAUUUAAGUCAUCAUAGUAAACUAACUUCGUUUCAUUGCAAGACCGUUAUGUUCUUUACAAUCGAGAGAAUAUCCCGAGAGGAGUGGAGAGAAGAUCGGCUCAUAGGGUGCAUAGGAUAUUGUUUGCAAACACUGGAUUUUUUCUUGAUGAAAGGUUAUUGUCCACACUAUAUUAUUCCUGAAGUGAACCUAUUCGAAGGAAAAAUCACACGCCGAUACCAACUGUUAUUAUUGGGGAAGAUAAAAGAGAAUUUAAAUAAUAAUCUAAUGAUACUGUACGAUUUACAGUACGAUAGCUUAGGACAAAGGUUUCGCAAUCCUACCACCGACAUGUUUGAAACACGAUCAACAAUUUGUAGGAAGAUUGAUAAUGUUUUAGCAGGCGACUUAAUAAAACAGGUUAAUAUAAGGUUUUUAGAUGUGGCGGUGGAUAAUGAGUUAAAUCCUGAAAAGUAUCUGCGAUUAUUUACUGUUUUAUCUAUUAUACCUGAGGAUGAUUACAUAAUACAUAUAUUAACUCGUUAUGAGCGACGGGUAAUUUCAGUGUUAAAGCCACUCAUUUACUCCUUCUUAGCAUCAGUUACUUCGUCAUUUUACAUACAACAUGAACUUCAAUUCACACCAGAAAUAUUUUAUUUCUACGAACGUUCUGUUGACACUGACGUGACGUCGAGCAGAUUGAAACUAGCCUCUAUGUUAUACUGCCGGGGGGAUCUGCUAAGGGCGGCAGACGUGCUGCAUGACGUUGAACGUAGAUUUGACGGAAACGUGCAUGCUGUGUGUGGGUGUGGGAAAGUGUGGGGAGAUGUUGAGAGGCCAACGUUAAUACAUGAUAGCACUACACACGAUUGGAGCUACGGUGAUGCUAUACGUAAAGUUGCUCUAUGCGUAAGAUUUACCCGUUUGGAAGCAUUCUGUGUUCCUCCUUUUUUAUUAUUUGAAAUGAACAGGGCAAUGAAUGACGAUGUUCAACACAGAAAAGGUAAUCAACUUAUAUGGAUGGACAAGGCCGUUGUAGACUCUAAGUCAUACCUUUUCUAUCUGCAGUAUCUUACCUAUGGUGGCAUGGGAAUCCGCCUGAGACAGUUAAAUGCAUUACGAAACUUAGAGAAAUGUAGAAGCUUGGAAGAAUUAAGAAACCUGUACCACUAUGAGACUUAUUUCAACCUGGUGGGCCACUGCUGGGAGAUGGAGGGAGACCCGGCAAAGGCGCUAAGAUUUUACACAUUUUCAAUUUUUGUCCAUCCGAGAAACAACGCAGCCAACUGGCAUUUCAGAAGACUGACAGGCAAUGUUUAGGAAGUGUGAUGAAUUGAUAUUGGCACAAUUAUGCAAGUUAUUUCAUGUUUUUGACUAGUUAACUAUACCGUUUUGCAUAUUGGUGCAUGUUCUAUGUUUUUUAAUUGUCAGUUUAAUAAAUAUAUGUGCGAUAAAUGAAUAUAAAGAGAACGGCUAGUUGUUGUAAUUAUAACACUGGAAACAAAUAACUAUGCAGUCAAUGUUUAGAAAUUGUGAUGGUUUGAUUUUGGCAUACGUAUGCAAGUUAUUUCAAGUGGUCGACCAGUUAACUAUACCUAACUGUGCUAAUUGAUGCAUGUUCAUACUUUCCGGAACAUUAUCAUAUAAAAUCUAUCUUAUAGCGUCGUAUAUUAUUCAAUGUAAUGAUGGCCAAUUUGACGGUCGCAUAUUGCUAUGUGUACUGAUGUUUGGUUAACUUGUUUAUGUAUUGACAAUAUCGCACGAAACUUGUAGUAUUUUAAAUACAAAUCCGGUCUACAUAUUACUUAAUGACUUAUAUGUUCACCAUUCCUCGAAUGACAUGUGAAGGUGUUCCAUUUCAUGUGUAAAUUAAAGAUAGAAAUACUCUCCAGAAAGACAAACAUAUUGAACAGAUGAUAAGUAUUAAAUAUGGCAACGCCUGAUUCAAAAUCAAACAUUUUAGCAGAGCUGAUAUUAGUACUUUUGAGUUUAUAUUUACAAUGUUCGACUCACAGAUGGGCAGGGUC
Molecule: messenger RNA, 2920 nt
Organism: Mya arenaria
Lineage: Eukaryota; Metazoa; Mollusca; Bivalvia; Myida; Myidae
Exons: 3
Coding region: 111-2213 (700 amino acids)
Source: RefSeq, a predicted model, not a curated record